UGGUUUAGUCAUCGGAUGGCGGUUGCUAUGGGUGUGAACAAACCGGACGCAGCAACGAUGGACGUCUGUGUUCGGCACGGUAGAGGGGCCACAGGCAACACGGUGAAGGUGUUGGAGUGUGGUGUGUGUGAGGAUGUAUUCUCUCUCCAAGGGGACAAGGUCCCCCGGCUGCUGCUCUGCGGUCACACGGUCUGCCAUGACUGUCUGACCCGACUGCCCCUGCAUGGUAGAGCCGUCCGCUGCCCCUUUGACAGACAGGUCACUGAACUGGGUGACUCUGGUGUGUGGGGUUUGAAGAAGAACUUUGCUCUGCUGGAACUUCUGGAGAGGCUGCAGAAUGGAGCGUCCAGCCAGUUGGGCGUGGCCGAGGAGUCCCUCAAAGGCAUGGGAGAGAGUGUAAUCCGCUGUGACGAGGACGAGAGCCACACGGCAUCUAUGUACUGCACGGUGUGUGCCACCCACUUGUGUGCCAACUGCUCCCAGCUCACCCACUCCACCCGCACCCUGGCCAAGCACCGGCGGGUACCCCUGGCAGACAAGCCCCACGAGAAGACUCUGUGCCCGCAGCAUCAGGUCCACGCUAUCGAGUUUGUCUGUCAGGAGGAGAUCUGCCAGCCUGGGCCGCUCAUGUGCUGCGUGUGCAAAGAGUACGGCAAGCACCAGGGACACAAGCAUGUGGUUCUGGAGGCAGAAGCCAAUCAGAUCCGUGCAUCCAUCCUGGACAUGGCCCACUGUAUCCGGACGUUCACAGAGGAGGUGUCGGAGUAUUCCAGGAAGCUGGUUGGGAUCGUACAGCAGAUCGAGGGAGGGGAACAGACCGUGGAUGACGGCAUCGGCAUGGCACACACUGAACAUGUCCCAGGCACGGCAGAGAGCGCCCGGUCCUGCGUACGGGCCUACUUCGCCGACCUCCACGAGACACUGUGCAGACAGGAGGAGAUGGCGCUCAGCGUAGUGGACGCCCACGUCAGAGAGAGACUCAUCUGGCUCCGGCAGCAGCAGGAGGACAUGGCCAUCCUGCUUUCCCAGGUCUCCACUGCCUGCCUGCACUGUGAGAGAACUCUGCAGCAGGAUGACUGCAGGGUGGUUCUGGCCAAGCAGGAGAUCAACAGACUGUUGGAGACUCUGCAGAAACAGCAGCAGCAGUUCACUGAGCUGGCCGACCACAUCCAGCUAGACGCUGGUAUCCCCGUCACCUUCACCAAGGACAACCGGGUCCACAUUGGUCCAAAGAUGGAGAUCCGGGUGGUGACCCUGGGACUGGAUAGUGCCGGGAAAACCACCAUCCUCUUCAAGCUGAAACAGGACGAGUUUAUGCAGCCCAUCCCUACCAUAGGUUUUAAUGUGGAGACAGUGGAGUAUAAGAAUCUCAAGUUCACCAUCUGGGAUGUUGGUGGGAAACAUAAGCUACGACCUCUCUGGAAGCACUAUUACCUGAACACACAAGCGGUGGUGUUUGUGAUUGACAGCUGUCACAGAGACAGGCUGAUGGAGGCCCACAGUGAGCUGGCGAAACUGCUGACCGAGAAAGAGCUGAGAGACGCCCUGCUGCUCAUCUUCGCCAACAAACAGGAUGUCCCCGGGGCUGAGUCAGUGGAGGAGAUGACGGAGCUUCUGAGCCUCCACAAGCUGUGCUGUGGGAGGAGCUGGCACAUCCAAGGCUGUGACGCCCGCAGCGGCACAGGGCUCUACGAGGGCCUGGACUGGCUGUCCCGACAACUGGUGGCUGCAGGCGUACUGGACGUGGCCUAAACCUCCCCUGAUGACUAACUUCUGUUACCCAGUCUCACCCCUUAUCCUCUUACCCUAGAACUACCCCAUAACCCAUUGAUACCCUAGAGACCAGUUUCACCAAAUACCUACCUAAACUUCUUACCUGAUGCUUACCCGAUCUUCGGUACCAAUGCACUUGACUGAUGAUUUUAUGUAAUGCAGCAUACGGUCUGAAAAUAACACAAGCGGUGAAGGUUUGGAUUCAGCUAUUAUUUACUUUGGUUGAGAAGUGUCUGUUACGUUAAAUAAUGCAGUUUACUGAAAUCUGUAUCAAUCCAUUUUGAGUUGAUUGAAACAACCGAGAUAUUGUAUCUCUGGUGAAACAUCUGAGCUAAAUUUUUGCCUCUUGUUUUGUGGAGUGUUUUUUGUUGUUGUGAAGAAUGCAUUGGUGCAUGUGGGUUGUGUUCAGGACGGUGCAACGUUGCAGAUAAAUGUUUAGCGCUGACAUGAUUCCUUCAUUAAUUGACAGGAUGAUUUUCACACAAUAUUUAUCUGAAUGUACCAUAAUUUUGUGCCCUACUGAAUGUGACCCUGGCUUCGUUUGAAACCAAAUGAAAAAUAAUAUCUGCUGUCGACUAUAGGACUCCAGGUUGAGUUCUGUAAUAACAUUUGUUCGAUUUUCUGUUUUAGCACAGUCUGCAUUUUUAGUAACAUACUACAUUACCCACCUGUAGUAACGCUCUUUCAAUGCCUCUUGUUGUAUCGCGGAACCAUCCUUUGGUUAGAAUUAACUUUCCUUAUUGCUAUAGUGUUUACUACUUCUAUGUGUAAAAAAAAAAGCAAAAAUGCACAUGUGAAGAAACCUUUCCCUCUACUCUUAACGGAUCUCUUGAUUUGCGAAAUCUUCCAUUUCUGAUGUGAUUUUGAAACGUUUAGAAGCACAGUGCACAGCCGCACAUUUGUUACUCGGACUUGAUGUUUUUUGUAAAUGAUUCAUAAUGUGACGCUAUUAAAUAAAAACAAACUGAUGAA
This is a messenger RNA of Oncorhynchus nerka (sockeye salmon), 2745 nucleotides long. RefSeq names its product E3 ubiquitin-protein ligase TRIM23. Gene Ontology annotation, cellular component: plasma membrane; lysosomal membrane; cytoplasm. The record is from RefSeq and is a predicted model, not a curated record. Gene Ontology annotation, biological process: intracellular protein transport; vesicle-mediated transport. NCBI's taxonomy places the organism in Eukaryota, Metazoa, Chordata, Actinopteri, Salmoniformes, Salmonidae. Gene Ontology annotation, molecular function: GTPase activity; zinc ion binding; GTP binding.